Messenger RNA from Ylistrum balloti, 579 nucleotides. Its product is annotated as cyclin-dependent kinase 4 inhibitor D-like. The record is from RefSeq and is a predicted model, not a curated record. NCBI's taxonomy places the organism in Eukaryota, Metazoa, Mollusca, Bivalvia, Pectinida, Pectinidae. The coding region runs from base 1 to 579 and encodes 192 amino acids. Gene Ontology annotation, molecular function: protein binding. The transcript has 3 exons.
AUGGCAGCUCCAUCGCUCUCCCGAUUGUUUAUAGAUAGGGACGUGGAGACGCACUUAGUGACGGCUUGUGAACGGGGAGAAAUCAGUACUGUACAAAAGAUGAUGAGACUGAAAGUGAACCCGAACAUAAAGGAUGGGACCGGGAUGUAUGCAAUAACAAAGGCAGCAGAGGGUGGUCAUGCAGAGAUCGUCAGAUUGCUGAUAGAGGCUGGUGCCAAUGUCAACGUAGUGGUGGGAUCCUUAGUUACACCGCUCCAUCUGGCUGCCAGGGGUAACCACGCGGAUGCUGUUAAACAUCUGGUGCUGGCUAAAGCCAAUUUAGAGGCAAAGACUGUUGCAGGUGUGAGCCCGAUCGACCUGGCACGUUAUUCGUCAGAGGCUUGGGAUGUCAUUCGAGACGCCAAGAAAGGUGAAAUGCCAGAAGUGGAAGAAAUCAGUGAGGUUCCGGAAGUACCAGAAUGGGCACUUCCAGAUGGUGCUACUAAAAAAAAGAAAUCAGGGAAGGGGAAAAAAGGAAAGAAAGGGAAGAAAGGAGGAAAGAAAGGAGGAAAGAAAGGCGGAAAGAAAAAGAAGAAAUGA